Molecule: messenger RNA, 5853 nt
Organism: Dendrobium catenatum
Lineage: Eukaryota; Viridiplantae; Streptophyta; Magnoliopsida; Asparagales; Orchidaceae
Exons: 7
Coding region: 245-5575 (1776 amino acids)
Biological process (GO): RNA modification
Molecular function (GO): RNA binding; protein binding; zinc ion binding
Source: RefSeq, a predicted model, not a curated record
AACUUUAAAACUCAGAAAUCAUUUUAGCUUUGUAAACAAUCAGCCCAUAAGAGGCAACACAGACUGAUGAAGAAGCAAUACUUAACGACACACCCCGCGCACCAGCUUGACGUUGCUGCGCGCCGCAAUUCCUCUUCCUCGGAGGCGACGACGCAGGCCGUGGCGUUCGUUUUCCUCGAGGACGAGGCCAUAGGUGCCAUCGUCCCUUCCCCCUUCGAAGACUCAUCAUGUUACCGCCGGCGGCAUGAGAAGCCUGGUACGUUUAUCUUCUAUUCGAACGUUCUCCGCCGCCUCUGCUGCCACCGCCACCGACACGGCCGCCGCUGGAUGCAGACAGCAGAACAAGGCUCUCUCUGACCUUAUCAGGCGAGGUCGCCUCCGUGAAGCUCGUCAGGUCUUCGACUCCCUCCCCUACCGCAAUGUCUUCAUCUGGAAUUCCAUGAUCUCUGGGUACGCUCGACACGGCGAAGUUGCCCGUGCCCGUAAACUGUUUGACGAAAUGCCUCGUAGAGACCUCAUAUCCUGGAACUGCAUGAUAUCUGGCUACGUGAAUUCAUAUGACCGCAGCGAGCUUAUGGAGGCUCGUCGCCUGUUUGAUCAAAUGCCUGUAAGAGAUGUCGUCUCUUGGAAUACCAUAAUUAGCGGGUACACGAGGCAUGGGAAGAUGGUUGAAGCGAUGCAGCUUUUUGGUGGAAUGCAUGAGAGAAAUGUUAUUUCUUGGAAUACGGUGAUUACAGGUUUCCUUCGCGCUGGGGACAUAAAGAGCGCUGUAGAGUUGUUUGAGAUUAUGCCCGUUCAGGACGCUGCAUCACUGAAUGCACUAGUUUCGGGGUUAAUUCAAAACAACUUUUUGGAAGAGGCGACAAAAAUUCUGCUAAGGAGCACUAAAGUAUCUGAAAUCGAGGGAGCUGUUGAUGCUUUCAAUACCUUGAUUGUUGGGUAUGGUAGAGUUGGGAGGUUAAAGGAAGCCCAGAGUGUGUUCAACUUGAUUCCUUGCGAGCAAAAUCAAAACUCACCGAGUAGGAGGACCAAAAUCUUUCAGAGGAAUGUUGUUUCAUGGAAUUCUAUGAUCAUGUGUUAUGUAAAAGCCGGUGACCUUUUGUCUGCAAGAAAACUUUUUGAUGAGAUGCCUGUGAGAGAUUUGGUCUCAUGGAACACCAUGAUCACUGGCUAUUCACAGGCUCUCGAAAUGGAAGAGGCUGAAUUUCUUUUCCGCCAAGUGGAUGAACCUGAUGUUCGAUCAUGGAACACUAUGAUUUUUGGUUUCACCCAGAAGGGCGAAUUGGAGAAAGCAAGAAACUUUUUUGACGAUUUACCACAUAAAGAGAUUGUCACUUGGAACACGAUGAUUGCUGGCUAUGAGCAGAAUGGAGAUUUUGAAGGGGCGAUUGGGCUUUUCUCUGAAAUGUUGCCUGCUGGUGAGAGGUUUGACAAACAUACUAUGUCGUCAUUGUUAAGUGCCUGUGCGGCACUUGCAUCUCUAAGGCAAGGUACUCAAAUUCACCAACUCAUCAUUAAAGCACUUGUACCAGAUACCCCAAUUAACAAUUCUUUGAUCACCAUGUACUCAAGGUGCGGGUGUGUGAUUGAAGCAAUGUGUGUGUUUGAAAACAUGGAGCAAAGGGAUGUAAUCUCAUGGAAUUCUAUGAUAGGGGGAUUUGCACACCAUGGAUUUGCUAUGGAAGCACUUCAUCUCUUCAAGGAAAUGAAGAUUGCAAAAAUUCGACCAACGCAAAUAACAUUUGUAUCCGUUCUGCAUGCCUGCGGGCAUGCAGGAUUGGUGGAAGAUGGGAAAAGGGAAUUUGAUUCAAUGGUUAAGGAAUUUGAGUUAUUGCCUAAUGUGGAGCAUUAUUCUGUGCUUGUGGACCUCAUCGGGCGGCAUGGGAAGCUUGAUGAAGCUUUGGAGGUGAUUAAAGACAUGGUGAUUCCUCCUGACCGGGCAGUUUGGGGCGCUCUUCUUGGUGCUUGUAGGAUUCAUAACAAACCUGGUUUGGCUGAUAUAGCAGCAGAGGCCCUAGCCGCAAUUGAGCCCAACGGAUGUGCUUCUUAUGUGCUGAGGUACAAUAUACAUGCAGAUGAGGGGAGAUGGCAGGAAGCAUUACAAGUGAGGGAAUCAAUGGAUAGGAAAGGGGUUUUCAAGCACCCAGGAUAUAGUUGGAUUGAAUUGCAGAAUAAAGUUCAUGUUUUCAUUGCUGGAGAUUGCUCUCAUCCUCUAUCAGAGGAUAUAUACUCACUAAUCGAGACCUGCAACAGGUUCAUCAGAGAUUCACACAUGGAUAAGAUGGGAAAAGCUAUAUUUGUUAAAAAUAGUAGUUUUCAUGGAUUUGGAAUCCUGUCAAUUCCAUAUGCUCUAGCAGAGGGAGGAUGGUUAAGCUUAAUGCUUCUUUUUGUCUUGGCUGCUAUCUGUUUCUACACUGGACUACUCCUUCAAAGAUGUAUGGAUUCAAAUUCUCUUGUCAGAACUUACCCAGACGUUGGAGAGCUAGCAUUUGGGUUGAAAGGAAGAAUGUUGAUAGCUUUCUUCAUGUACCUUGAGCUCUAUUUCGUCGCGAUUGAAUUCCUUAUACUGGAAGGAGACAACUUGGGGAAACUAUUUCCACAGGCAAAAUUUCACAUUGCAGGUCUAAAACUAGGAGGAAAAUCAGGCUUUGUUAUUUUCUCAGCACUUGUGAUAUUGCCCACAACAUGGCUGAGAAAUUUGGGAGUUCUUGCCUAUGUGUCGGUUGGCGGAGUCUUGGCUUCUCUUAUUUUGGUUCUCUCUGUUAUGUGGGUUGGAGCAGUUGAUGGUGUUGGGUUUCAUGAAAGAGGAGUUGCUAUCAAUUGGAGUGGAAUCCCUACAACAUUGAGCUUAUUUGCUUUCUGUUACAGUGGACAUUCAGUCUUUCCUACCAUAUAUUCAUCAAUGGCAGAUAAAACAAAAUUCUCUCGUUUUUUAUUUGUCAGUUUUGUUAUCUGCACCAUUAUCUAUGGAGUAAUGGCAGUCAUUGGGUACCUAAUGUUUGGUGAAGCUACAAACCCCCAGGUGACUUUAAAUCUUCCAGUGGAAAAAAUGAGCUCCAAACUUGCAAUCUACACUACUUUGAUCAACCCAUUAGCAAAGUAUGCGCUGAUAAUUACUCCAAUUGUGAACGCCCUUGAAGAGUGGCUCCAGGUCACAAAGAACAGAUUCAUUGGCAUUCUGAUCCGGACUCUCCUCCUGAUUAGCACUGUAAUUAUAGCAUUAACUCUGCCAUUUUUUGGAUAUAUCGUAGCUCUUACUGGUUCUUUUCUCUGUAGCAGUGCUACAAUGGUGCUGCCAUCUUUGUGCUACCUUAAGAUAUUCAAGAGCUCGAGACGUUGGAAUGUAGAAUUAGUGAUGAUUUUGGCUAUUUUGGUGGUGGGAGUUCUUAUUGCAGUGAUUGGAACUUAUGUUUCCAUGAAGCAAAUCAUAAGAAUCUUUACUGGCUCUGAUUUGUGGUUUGCUUGUUGGUUCUCACCCGGAAAGACUCAUAGAAUGCUGAAGAACAGUGUCCUGUUCACCACUUUUGGCAGAACUUCAGCGUCGGGCGGUGAUCUGACAGAAUUCUUGUGUCGGCAGUGGUCUGAUAGAACUCUGGUGUCGGGUAGUGGUCUGGCAGAACUCCGUGCAUCGGGUGGUGGUCUGGCAGAACAUCGGGCGUCAGGUAGUGCUUUGGCAGAGUUCUGGGCGUCAGGUGAUGAUCCGGUAGAACUCCGGGCAUUAGGAGAUGGUUUGGCGGAACUCCAGUUGUCGGGUGGUGAUCUGGUGGAACUCCGGGCGUUAUGUGGUGGUUAUGUGGAGCUCAAGGCAUAUUUGAACGUCCCAACGGUCGGGAACCGCUUUUUCCCUUCUUCCAUGAAAAACAAACCCGCCUUAAGCCUUGAGCUCCUUCCUUUGUCCAUGGCUUCCUCCCUUGUUCACCUAGCUUACCAAGCCCCGGCAAGAAACAUUAUUUCCCUCAUCAGCGCCCAUUCAUCUAAUAAGUCUCAUCUCAUCCAAAUCCACGCCCAACUCCUCCGCACCUACCUUAUCCUCGAUAUCAUUGCCUGCAACACCAUUCUGAAAGCCUACAUGCAAACUAUCUCGCCUUCCAACACACUAACCUUCUACAAGCACAUGCGGAGCCUUGGUGUUCGUGGUAACUCAUUCUCUUCCUCCUUUGUUCUCAAAUCAUGUGUCAAACUCUCCUCUUUAUUUAGUGGACAGCAGGUUCACGGAAGAGUUGUCCAGGAUGGCCACCAAUCUGAUUCCGUUCUUCUGACGUCCUUGAUGACCCUUUACUCUCUGUGCAGGGACCUGGACAGUGUCCGUAAGGUGUUUGAUGAAUUGCCAACUAGAGACACUGUAACGUGGAAUGUGCUAAUUUCUAGCUUUACUUGCAGUAACCGAACGAAGGAUGCAUUGCUUCUCUUUGACGCAAUGCAGAGCCCAGAAUAUGGGUUGGAGCCCGACGAGAUUACUUGCUUGCUCCUGCUUCAGGCAUGUGCCCACUUGGGCUCGCUUAAAUUUGGUGAGCGCGUGCAUAAAUAUGUUGAGGAACAUGGAUAUGGAAACCUUCUCAAGAUUAGGAAUUCUCUAAUUGUAAUGUACUCAAGGAACGGGUCUAUGGAGAAGGCUUAUAGAGUGUUCUGUGAUACAUCUGAGAAGAAUGUUGUUACUUGGAGUUCAAUAAUUUCAGGGCUGGCAAUGAAUGGCUAUGGAAGGGAAGCUAUCAAUGCUUUCGAAGAGAUGCAGAGGGAGGGUGUGGCUCCUGAUGAACAAACAUUUACUGGGAUUCUCUCAGCUUGCAGUCACAGUGGGUUAGUUGAUGAAGGGAUUAGUCUAUUUGACUUUAUGAGAUUUGAGUAUGGACUUACUCCUAAUGUUUGUCAUUACGGAUGUAUGGUCGAUCUUUUAGGCCGUGCUGGCUUGCUUGAUCGUGCCUACAAUUUUAUAGUAAAUGAAAUGAUAGUUCUGCCAGAUGCUACAAUUUGGAGGACUUUGCUUGGGGCUUGCAGAAUCCAUAAAUAUGUUGGGCUCGGUGAACGUGUUAUUGAGCACCUGAUUGAAUUGAAAGCUCAGCAAGCUGGGGACUAUGUCUUAUUACUCAAUAUCUAUGCUUCUGCAGGCCAUUGGAAUAAGGUGGCCGAUGUAAGGAAGUUGAUGAAAGAGAGAGAAAUUCAAACAAAUCCUGGUUGCACUACGAUGGAACUCAAUGGAGAAAUUCAUGAGUUUGUUGCGGAUGAUGGCUCUCAUCCAAGGAAGGAAGAAAUCUAUGCAAUGCUUGAAGAGAUUGGAACGCAGAUUAAAAUUGCUGGUUAUGUUGCCAACAUGGCGUCAGAGCUGCAUGAUUUGGAUAGGGAGGAGAAGAAGGGUGCACUCUCCUAUCACAGUGAAAAGAUAGCUCUUGCUUUUGGGAUUCUUGCAACUGCUCCAGGUAGAACUCUUAGAAUUGCAAAGAACCUUCGGAUAUGUGUAGACUGCCAUGAUUUCACGAAGGUUUUAUCUAGUGUUUAUAACAGGGAAGUGAUUGUCAGGGAUCGUAAUAGAUUCCACCAUUUCAGAUAUGGACGCUGUUCUUGCAAUGAUUACUGGUAGGAUAUCAUAUUUAUUGGGCUUUCAAACUCAACGGACAGCCUGAAGUGGAACUGUUUAGUGAAAGUGAUAAUGGAAUUUAGGUAUUUGCGUCUUAUAAAUGCUGAUCAAGGAAUCUCCCUCAGAAUCUCUGGAAAGAUUAGUAAGAACUUUUGCAAUUCUAUUUUCUUGGUUACUGCAAGGUAUUGAUUGAUCUUUAAACAAAUUUCUUAAACAUCCUAAAGGGCUGUUUGGUAUUGGAUUGGAUUUAACUUUAGUGGAUUUAGUAAAUCCCGUAAAUC